This is a messenger RNA of Aspergillus versicolor CBS 583.65, 2307 nucleotides long. RefSeq names its product gamma-glutamyltransferase family protein. NCBI's taxonomy places the organism in Eukaryota, Fungi, Ascomycota, Eurotiomycetes, Eurotiales, Aspergillaceae. The transcript is spliced from 4 exons. Bases 327 to 2156 code for a protein of 609 amino acids. The record is from RefSeq and is a predicted model, not a curated record.
CAGCUGGCUUGAAAGGUGGGCGGUCUACGAUGUUUAGAUAUACAAGUACGCUGUGUCAGAAAGUAUAGAAAAUACCUACAAUGUAAGUGUUGUCGGUUCGCCUAUAUAUCCUAGACGGAGAGCUCCGUUUCCCCGUCGAACUGUGACCCAUAACUCCCCCCACAAGGUGAAGAAAGACCCGAGAAGUUGGGGUAAUAACCGGGAAUUGAGUCACAGAUAAAAGGCUGCCUGUUCUCGUAUCCGACAGCUUUCUCUCCCUGCUGUUAUUCCUUAUACUGCUGAAGGCGCGUCUUAGCAUCUGAGAUAUUCGUCCAACCCCCGCCAGGAUGCCGUUAAAUUCGAGAGCCGUCUAUUCCCGACAGAACGCCGACUUUGCUCCAUUCUCGAGUCGGAGAAGCACCGUGCAUGGUACAAAUGGCAUUGUCACAUGCACGCAGCCUCUUGCGGCCGCAGCGGGACAAAAGAUCUUGAGUCAAGGUGGAAAUGCUGCAGAUGCAGCAGUGGCAGUUGCUGCCGCUCUGAAUGUCACAGAGCCAUCUUCUACCGGGAUCGGAGGAGACAUGUUCUGCCUCUACUAUGAUGCGAAGACAAAGAAGAUCAGUUCGCUCAAUGGCUCUGGCCGGUAUCCUUCCAAUGUGACUCUGGACAAGAUCAGAGCAGAUCUAAAGGCUGGUCCCAAUGACGUCGGAGGAAUUCCCAUGAACAGUGUUCUCGCGGUCACAACGCCUGGAGCAGCUGCCGGGUGGGUUGACACCGUCGAGAAGUUCGGCAGUGGGAAUGUUUCUUUACAGCAGGUGCUCCAACCAGCCAUUGACCUUGCAGAAGAGGGGUUCCCUGUAUCCGAAUUAGCGUCAUCUUUCUGGCAAGAAAGCGAGCAUCUCCUCUGGAAAGCAUCUCCAAAUGCGCACGAGAUGCUCAGAGCCGAUCCCAAGGCCAAAGAUGGCUUUAGAAGCCCUCUCCCCGGCGAAAUAUUCAAGAACCCAACAAUGGCAAAAACCUUCCGCGCCCUCGCCGCAGAAGGUAAAAAGGGCUUCUACGAAGGCCGCGUCGCUCAGGAAAUCGUCAAAGUCGUCCAAGACCUUGGUGGUUACCUGACCCUCGACGAUCUCAAAUCACACUCUACCACCGGCACCCAAGAAACAGAGGCCAUUUCACUCAAGUUCAGCGGCCAAGACAUCACAAACAAGCAAACAGCGGGCACGGACGACCCAGACGGCAAGCCCAACCAGGGCGUCGAGAUCUGGGAACAUCCUCCUAACGGGCAGGGCAUCGUCGCCCUCAUGGCCCUAGGCAUUCUCCAGGAACUUGAGAAGACAGGCAAAAUCCCGGCCUUCACUGAAUCCCAGCACAACAGCGCCGAAUACCUGCACGCCGUGAUCGAGUCCCUCCGCAUCGCCUUCGCAGACGCCUCAUGGUGGGUUACAGACCCAGACGUCGAAACCGUGCCCACAAAGGACCUCCUCGACCCUUCAUACCUGGCCGAACGCGCCAAACUCUUCAGCCCAACCAAAGCAACCGACAUCCUCGACCACGGCAGCCCCGCCCACAACCACUGCGACACCGUGUACUUCGCCGUAACCGACAAAGCCGGCAACGGCAUCUCGUUCAUCAACUCCAACUACGCCGGGUUCGGAUCCGCCAUUAUCCCCAAAGGGUGUGGGUUCACGCUCCAGAACCGCGGCGCCAAUUUCUCGCUUUCCACGGGCCACCCCAACGUCCUUGCGCCGGGGAAGAGACCCUACCAUACCAUUAUCCCGGCUAUGAUCACAAAUGCCUCGGACGGAAGCUUGCACUCGGUUUACGGGGUUAUGGGUGGCUUCAUGCAGCCGCAGGGCCAUGUGCAGGUUCUGUUGAAUAUGCUUGCGUUUAAAUACCAUCCGCAGGCGGCGCUGGACUCACCGCGGGUGUGCAUUGCGGCGGGCAACCCGGAGCUGGGGAAGGCGCUGGAUCGUACGGUUUAUAUUGAGGAGGGGAUUAGUGACGAGGCGGUUGAGGGGCUGAAGAAGCUAGGGCAUAAGGUUAAGGUGUUGAAGGGAUGGGAGAGGGGGAUGUUUGGCCGCGGACAGAUUAUUCGGUGCCAUCAUGAUGAUGGGCGGUUGGUAUAUAGUGCUGGCAGUGAUAUGAGGGGCGAUGGAAUGGCGAUUCCGGUUGUUUGAGUCUACUGCUACGAACAAGAUAUGUCUAGAAUGUGUGAUGGAGUAUGGUGAAUACAAAGGCAAGUAGACAACACUGUAAUAAGCAAUUGCAACAAUUCAUCUAUCCUUUUCAAAAUCUUCUGUAUAGAAUGGAGGUCUCAAACUCAAGCCU